AUGGGCACUCCUGGCAUUGAUGGGGAAGUCUGGCUGCGGCGCGACGACUUUGGGCUGUCGCCGCUGCGCGGCACGGUGCUUCGGCGCUGGCCGGGACAGGCGGAGGUGCUGCUGGAGGAGAGCAACCUUCAUGUGAGAGUUCCCAUCAACAAGCUCAGGACUCGUUUUGGUCACUUCUGCGCCUGCGUCGCUUUGUGCCUCUUUGGACGAGUGGGCAACCUGGAGGGGAAAUUCGACGAGGCUGGCUCCAGCGAGGAUGCGCUGGCAAUCUCAGCGGCAAGUGUCUGGGAGCACGUGGUCAGAGCCAACUCGGAGAUGCGCUGGGACAUUUUCGCCCAUACUUGGGACGAAGACCUCCAUGAUGCGAUUCAGCAAGCGUAUAGGCCUCGGAAGCUGCACAGCGAGAGCAACGUGUCGUGGCUUCCGGUGGAGGGCUUCGGUGAAAGCCUGCGCCGCAGCAGUGAGCUGCGGAGAGAGGAGGAGAUCCAGGGGGAUUUUCGAUACGAUCUGGUGGUGGUCAUGCGCUAUGACAUUCUUUUUAGGCGUCCAUUGAAACUGGUCUUGGACAGCGAUGUCAACACGCUUUGGAGCAGCCACUGGUGUUCCGUCCAUGCGGAAGACUUCUCGGUCCGCGAAAUCGUUGUGGCGUCAGAGGAGGAAUUGCUGCUGGAAGCUCCGGAUCCACGAUACCAUGGCUCUGGAGUCUUUGCGCCGUCACAGUUUGCACCUGGAGGACUCCAUGACUUUUGGUUCGCAGCGGCUUCGGAGACCAUGGACAGCUUCGCUCAGUGGGGCGCUGCCCGGCCCAGGUUCCUGGAGCACUUCGGCAUGCCAUCGCAGGAGGUCCCUUUGGAUGUGGGACACUUUCACAGCUACCUCCACGCCCUGGAGCUUGGCUUACAGCUGAGCUUCACAGGCAUCAGCUAUGUGGACUUCACGCUGGUUCGCUACAGAGGCUGUGAAUUGGAUGUUGGCGAAGAGAUUUCGUCUCCCGAUUGGUUUUGCCUCUUUUGGGAAGUGAGCAUCACCAGGCGCUGUGACUCCUGGCUGCCAACAAUCAGCGGCUGGGCGCAUCACUUUUGUCCAAUCGCAGGGCGUCGCGCAUCUCUUAAGCCAGGUGGUUACGGCUGUGGCCGUUUCUGA
This is a messenger RNA of Cladocopium goreaui, 1143 nucleotides long. The record is from the annotation of a GenBank genome assembly. NCBI's taxonomy places the organism in Eukaryota, Dinophyceae, Suessiales, Symbiodiniaceae.